This is a messenger RNA of Vicugna pacos (alpaca), 3290 nucleotides long. RefSeq names its product bestrophin 3 (gene BEST3). NCBI's taxonomy places the organism in Eukaryota, Metazoa, Chordata, Mammalia, Artiodactyla, Camelidae. The record is from RefSeq and is a predicted model, not a curated record. Gene Ontology annotation, molecular function: chloride channel activity.
CGACCCGAAGGCACCUCUGCAGGGGGAGCCCGGAGAUUUCCUUUCCUGUCGGAGACUCCAGACCAAACAAAUAGGUUACUACUCAAGUGGAGAGGCAGCAUCUACAAACUGCUGUACAGAGAAUUUAUUGUUUUUGCUGUUCUUUACACAGCAAUAAGUUUGGCGUACAGAUUCUUACUUACAGGAGCCCAAAAACGUUACUUUGAAAAAUUAUCAAUUUACUGUGACAGAUAUGCUGAACAAAUUCCAGUAACCUUUGUGCUUGGGUUUUAUGUCACUCUCGUAGUGAACCGAUGGUGGAACCAGUUUGUGAACCUGCCCUGGCCGGACAGGCUGAUGUUCCUCAUCUCCAGCAGUGUCCACGGGAGCGACGAGCACGGCCGCCUGCUCAGGAGGACGCUGAUGCGCUACGUCAACCUCACGUCCCUGCUCAUCUUCCGCUCCGUGAGCACGGCUGUGUACAAGCGGUUCCCGACGAUGGACCAUGUGGUGGAAGCAGGUUUUAUGACAGCGGAUGAGAGAAAAUUAUUUGACCACCUCAAAUCUCCUCAUCUGAAAUAUUGGGUUCCAUUCAUCUGGUUUGGAAAUCUCGCAGCUAAAGCUCGGAAAGAAGGCAGAAUCAGAGACAGUGUGGAUCUGCAGUCACUGAUGACUGAAAUGAACCGGUAUCGCUCGUGGUGCAGCCUCUUAUUUGGUUAUGACUGGGUUGGGAUUCCGCUGGUUUACACGCAGGUCGUCACACUGGCUGUCUACACCUUCUUCUUGGCGUGCCUGAUUGGACGCCAGUUUUUGGAUCCCACCAAAGGCUACGCGGGGCAUGAUUUGGACCUCUACAUCCCGGUCUUCACUCUCCUACAGUUCUUCUUCUACGCAGGAUGGCUUAAGGUAGCGGAGCAGCUCAUCAACCCUUUUGGAGAAGAUGAUGAUGAUUUUGAAACUAACUGGUGCAUUGACAGAAACCUGCAGGUGUCCCUUUUAGCCGUGGAUGAAAUGCACAUGAGCUUACCCAAGAUGAAGAAGGACAUUUACUGGGAUGAUUCUGCUGCUCGACCGCCGUACACGCUGGCAGCUGCUGACUACUGCAUACCCUCGUUCCUGGGGUCAACAAUCCAAAUGGGGCUGUCCGGGUCCGACUUGCCCGGCGAGGAGUGGCUGUGGGAUUAUGAGAAGCCUGGCCACCGCCGGUCCGUGAUUAGAAGAGUCAAGAGGUUCCUGAGCGCCCACGAGCACCCCUCCAGCCCCAGGCGGAGAAGCUACGGGAGGCAGGCCAGCGACAGCUCCAUGUUCCUCCCGCACAGCGACCUCAGCCCGGCCAGGGAUCUGCUGGCCGUGCCCCCGAGAAGCCCCACCUGUGCCUCGGCUGCCUGGAAGCAAGCCCACACCGCCGAGGGGGGGCCCCCGCUGCACUCCAGCCUCGGAGAGCUGUCCACCAUCCGAGAGACCAGCCAGACAGGCACGAUACAGAGCCUGACUCCCCAGUCCAGUGUGAUGGGCUCCCCCACCAAAAUGCCACGGGUCCCCGAGGUACAGGUCACAGCACGGGUGCCCCUGGCGGAGGGCGACCACCACGACUCCACCACCUCCAUCCAGAGCUCUGACUUUACUGGGCUUCAGCCGGGCGAGACUGAGCAGGAGGACCCAGUGGGGUUGAUCCUGUUCACCUCUGAGAAAGGAUCACUUCCGAGAGACCCCAGUUCCCAGACAGCUUCAACCAAAGAUGAGAGAAACAUCCUCAUGUCUGCCUCCCAGGAAGACCCUCACGACAAUGACACGCCCCCCAAACGGUGGAGCCUCCCAGGGUCCAGCCGCACCUCCCUGGCAGGCCGAAGUCCACAUCCUGUGAGCCCUGAGCCGCUUCUUUUACUUGACACAGAAACAUCCUCAGAGACCAGUGGAAUCAACACUGUGGCUGGCUCACGAGUCUCUCCCGACGUGCUGUAUUUAAUGGAAAACUUGGACACCAGGGAAACCGACAUCAUCGAGUUUAACAACGAGCAGACAGAGGAGUCACCCAAAGGAAAGCCAGAACGUUCUAGGACCUGGUUCUAGCCUUGAGUCUUACUUACCUGAAAGUUCAGCAUUAGUUCCAGAGCAUACCUGACAGCUAAUUUUUUUCUAAACGAUCACCCUGUAUAAGCUACUGAAAACUCUGAAGGGCAUUAUGAUCCUGACUUUUUGAGAACUGAGAAAAUCAAACACAUUCGCACCAUCUAUCACAAAGUGACAUUCGUGGAACUUAAGCAGGCUACAGUGAUGUGUCCUAACCAAAUAAGGGAACUUAAAAAUAAGCACAUGCCUUAUAAAUUCAUAGAUUGUUAGCUGUGCAAAGGGCCUUACAGAUCAUAGUCCAGUCCCCCUAGUUUUGCCAAUAGGGAGACAAAAAAUUCUCUUUUCUCCUUUUUUUUCUUUCUUUCUUCUUUUCUUCAGUUAUAAAGACAGAGAGGUGGAUCAUGUGAUGCCUCAAAAGCCCCUCCCCAAUCACGAUUCCCUGUUUGAGGCUUUCUAAUCAUCUCAAUCCCACUUUUAUAUCUGUUAUCAUUUCCUAAUUCUUAAGCUUCGCCAGCAUCGGAAAGCUCCAUCUCCCUUCAGUCCCCUUUUCUACCUUCACGACUUCAUUCUCCUCUCUUCCCCCUUUAUUCUCUCGUCCUUUUGUCCUCUCUUCUCCCUGCUCUUGCUCCUCCAGUGACUCUCAUCUGCCCCACCUUUCAGGUAAUAGUAUUUUCUUCUGUCCGUCUCUGCUGCUUGCUUCUUGCCAUGGGUUUCAAAGUCCCGGGCAAGGCCUCCCGCAGAGCAGUCAAGGUGUCAGCAAAGCCAGCCUGACACUGUCCAGCCUGGCAAUGGAAACGGUGUGGAUGCCGCGGCUGCCCACCACACCCUGGGCCGCCAGGCCGCCUCCUUCCGCGUCCUCUCUUAGGUCUUGAACACUGGAGAAAACCGAAGCCAAGAGGACAUGAAACCUGCAUAACCAGAUGCCACAGAACCAAAUAGCAAGGCUUGAAACGGUCUCACUCAGGCUCUUAAAGCAGGAGUCCCAGUCGUGUCGCGGCAUGGGACCACGUGCCGGCCGGGUCGGCCGGGAUGCGGUAGGGUACUGGAGCUGGGAGGUGAAGGCGGUCCAGGACCGUACCAUGGGGAGGGCUCGCAUCCUCCGAGGAGCUCUUAGGGUGGCUGUGUGUUGGGGUCUCCCAACUUUGUCUGGAAGGCCAUGCUGCUCUCACUAUUUCUGUCAUGUAAAGAUGCUUGACUGCAUAUGGCUUAAGAAAUAAACUAGCCCUAAUUACUGCUGCUUA